CGUCAGUGGCGGGCUCAGUGUCAUGGAUGCGAACAUGGCGGACAUGGAUACAGACUCAGAGCGGAGGCCGGCGGAGAGCGGACAGAAGGCGGACACUGAGGCCGCAGAACCCGCGGCUAAAGGUCCCGGAGGCGCCUAUGAGCUGCCCUGGGUGGAGAAAUACAGACCCCUGAAACUGGACCAGAUCGUGGGGAACGAGGAGACCGUGAGCCGCCUGGAGGUGUUCGCCCGGGAGGGAAACGUCCCGAACAUCAUCAUAGCAGGUCCUCCUGGUACAGGAAAGACCACCAGUAUACUGUGUCUGGCCCGAGCUCUGCUGGGGGCCUCCAUGAAAGACGCCGUCCUGGAGCUGAACGCUUCCAAUGACAGAGGCAUCGAUGUGGUGAGGAACAAGAUCAAGAUGUUCGCUCAGCAGAAAGUCACACUGCCCAAAGGACGACACAAGAUCAUCAUCCUGGACGAGGCCGACAGUAUGACGGACGGAGCUCAGCAGGCCUUGAGGAGGAUCAUGGAGAUCUACUCCAAGACCACGCGCUUCGCUCUGGCCUGCAAUGCCUCCGAUAAGAUCAUCGAGCCCAUCCAGUCGCGCUGCGCGGUGCUGCGUUACUCCAAACUGACGGACGCUCAGAUCCUCAACCGACUGCAGGACGUGGUGGAGAGGGAGGCGCUGGCGGUGUCCGACGACGGGCUGGAGGCCGUCAUCUUCACCGCGCAGGGCGACAUGAGGCAGGCACUGAACAACCUGCAGUCGACCAACUCCGGCUUCGGUUACAUCAACAGCGAGAAUGUGUUCAAAGUGUGUGACGAACCCCACCCUCUGCUGGUGAAAAGCAUGCUGGGACACUGCGUGGACGGAAACAUCGACGAGGCAUUCAGGGUCAUGGAACACCUGUGGAAACUGGGCUACUCCCCGGAGGACAUCAUUGGAAACAUCUUCAGGGUCUGCAAGACGUACCAGAUGGCCGAGUACCUGAAACUGGAGUUUAUCAAGGAGGUGGGCUCCACCCACAUGCGAGUGGCUGAAGGUGUGAACUCUCUGUUGCAGAUGUCGGGGCUGUUGGCUCGACUCUGUUCUAAGACGGCGCCUCCUGCUGCUGUCUGCUGAAUGCAGGUGGUGGGUUCUGAUCCGGUUCUGGUGGGUUCUGAUCCGGUUCUGGUGGUUUCCUGUGCAGUGUUUGUAAUAAAUCAGAUUGUCAGCGGUUCUGACUUGA
Molecule: messenger RNA, 1211 nt
Organism: Sphaeramia orbicularis (orbiculate cardinalfish)
Lineage: Eukaryota; Metazoa; Chordata; Actinopteri; Kurtiformes; Apogonidae
Product: replication factor C subunit 2-like
Exons: 6
Coding region: 23-1105 (360 amino acids)
Biological process (GO): DNA repair; DNA-templated DNA replication
Cellular component (GO): DNA replication factor C complex; nucleus
Molecular function (GO): ATP binding; DNA clamp loader activity; ATP hydrolysis activity
Source: RefSeq, a predicted model, not a curated record